AUACAAAAUUCAAGGAGAAAAAAUGUUUAGCUUCAGUUUAUAUUUUGAUUAAGUCGAGAGUAGAUCAUUUAACGAGCUCUUCGCACAUUUACAAAUAUAACUUUUAUUCACAAAACGGUGUUAUAAUACACUUUACUCAUAACUGUAUACUUUUUUUUUAAUUUUUCGGAUACCAUAAAAUUUAAAUUUUUGCCAAUCGAGUGACAUGGCAUUGAAUCGUCGUCUGAUCAAUGUAAUUUCGACAAAUAAUACGAAAACCACUUGGUCCCGCCAGUCGAUCUUGAGCUGGUGCAAUCAAUUCCUAAGCACUGAUAUUCCGAAGAUCGAUGAUCUGUGCACUGGGGCAGCCUAUUGCUGCCUCAUGGACAUGCUGGUGCCGGACUGUAUUAACCUGAACAAAGUGAAAUUUAAGUGCUACCUGGAGAACCACUACAUCAACAAUUUGGCCCUGUUGCAACAGUGCUUCAACAAACUAAAGAUCAACAAGAGUAUUCCAAUCCAUAAGCUGGUCAGAGGCAAAUUCCAGGACAAUUACGAGUUCGCCGUAUGGUUCCGUUUGUUCUUUGAGGCCAACUUCCAUAAAUUGCCUGAGGGCUACGAUGCCAUGGUCAGGCGCAACUAUCAGACAUUCACCAAGGAGCUAAAGUCCUCCAUGCAGAAGGUCCAGCGUGCUGACACGACCGUCGCCAUCACACCGAAGGGGACACGCGAACGCGCCCACUCCCGUGAUCCGACCAUGACGGAGCAGACGGUCCGUGUGGCGCCCAUAACGGGUAUAGCCAGAGCCCGAGCCAUUGGCGGGCAAUCGACAAACUUGAAUCGAUGUUAAAAUAUUGUUGAAGCUAUUAUCGAGUUGUGAUGGGACUUAUACAUAUGUAGCUCAAAUUAAAAAUCUCGAAUGCAUUGCAACAAAAACAUAAA
Drosophila mojavensis is the source of this 921-nucleotide messenger RNA. RefSeq names its product microtubule-associated protein RP/EB family member 2. Gene Ontology annotation, cellular component: cytoplasmic microtubule; spindle midzone; microtubule plus-end. Gene Ontology annotation, biological process: protein localization to microtubule plus-end; spindle assembly; regulation of microtubule polymerization or depolymerization. Gene Ontology annotation, molecular function: microtubule plus-end binding. NCBI's taxonomy places the organism in Eukaryota, Metazoa, Arthropoda, Insecta, Diptera, Drosophilidae. The transcript is spliced from 2 exons. Bases 206 to 829 code for a protein of 207 amino acids. The record is from RefSeq and is a predicted model, not a curated record.